CUGUUGUGAGUGGCUGCUGGAAAUAAACGUUAUCUGUAAAUAUAUGGAAAUUUGAAUAUUGUUUAAACUGCAAAUUCAUGUGCAUGCGUAAAACAGCACUGAAGGAAUGUUUAAAAGUUUCAGAAUAUCAAUAUAUUUAUAUAAUGUACUGAAACUCAAAGCCUAUUAACAUAUUUAAAAAUAUAAUUUGUACUAAUGCGUGUCUGGAGAAACUGAAAAUAUAUGGCUGACAUGUGUUUAUAUGAGCGUAGAUGCAAAUUUUAAUGUUAGAACAAAAGGUAAUGACAUGCUUAUAUUUUUUUAUUUAAGUGGAUUCAGUUUUUGAACCUAAAGAAUUUUAAUAUGUUUAUUAUUGAUUUUCCAAGCAGUGAAUGAUCAUGAUUACGAAAAGUUCUGUGUAUCAUUGAAAAAUUUUCUGUGUCUUUCAUCGUAUGACAUAUUCAUAUUUUUCAUUAUACGUACCACAGUUUAAUAUACUUGUAUUAUUUUGCUAACAUGGUUAGAUGCCAUAUGCAACAUUUAGCAAAAAUAUGCAAAAUUCAUAUACAAUAUAUACAUAAGUGACACAUACAUUGAGUAACUAAUGAAUACAAAAAUUUUAUCCUUUGUUUGACAUGGAGUUUGAGCAAAAUGACAGUGUGUGUUCCCCUAUGGCUGAUAUUCAAGAAAAGCCUAAUAUACAUGAAGUCUAUGACUACAAAUUCAAAGAGAAAAUUGAACAUCUUCACAUAGGUCCGGAAGCAAGUCCUUAUAUGUGUAAUAUUUGUGGUUGUAGAUUUAGAGAAAGUGAUAUGCUUUCUAAUCAUGAUUGUAAUGUUCAGGGCAAAAAAAAGCUUCAUGAAUGUGAAGUAUGUAAUAAAAAAUUUAAAAGGCUAAGAGAUUGUAAGGCUCAUCUUAUCUCCCAUACAGGUGAAAAGCCACAUGUAUGUACUGUGUGUGGAAAGAGUUAUGUUUUCAAAAGUGCGCUUUCAAAUCAUUUUCGUAUUCAUGCUGAAGAAAAACUAUAUAUUUGUGAUGUUUGUAAUAAGUCUUUUGUGAGAAAAAGUGGUCUCAAGUUACAUUAUUUUACACAUGCAAGUAUACUUUCAGGUAUAAAACAUUUUGCAUGUGAUCUUUGCGAUAAAAAGUUUAGACGGCAGAGUGAUCUACUAGCUCAUUAUCUGAUUCAUGCCGGAGAAAAACCAUAUGCUUGUAACUUAUGUGGCCAAGUAUUUUUAAGUAAUGCUCAGUUAAAUAAUCAUGUAUUGGUACAUAAUGAUGAAAAACCUCAUAUGUGUAGUUUAUGUGGAAAACAUUUCAAAACAAAAAAAAUACUUUCACGGCAUUAUAUUAGUCAUACCAGAGAAAAACCUUACGUGUGUGAAAUUUGUAGCAAAUCUUUUAAGAGGAAAAAUAAUCUUACAGCACACUGUAUGACACAUACAAAUGACAAAGCUUUUAUUUGUGAUGUUUGUAAUAAAGGUUUUGGAAGAAAAGAUGGACUAAAGGCACAUUAUAAGACACACACAAAAGAAAAGUCCUUUUCUUGUGAUAUUUGCAAUAGAGCUUUUGGGAGGAAUGAUAGCCUGAAAGCACAUUAUGUGACACACACAAAAGAAAAAUUAUAUGAAUGCAAUAUUUGUAACAAGAAAUUUAGCCGAAAAGGUGUUUUAACAGAUCAUUAUAAGAUUCAUACAGAUGACAGGCCUCAUGUUUGUGACAUUUGUGGUUAUAGGUGUAUUCAGAAAUCUACUCUUACUCAACAUAGAAUUACUCACACAGGGGAGAAACCAAAUUUGUGUAUCGCAUGUGGAAAAAAUUUCAGAUCAAGGAAUAAACUUAUUCAGCAUUCCCAGUUACAUACAGAACUCAGUGUCUGAGAUUAUAUUAAGUAUUUUAAGCCAAUAUGUGUUCUUAUUAAAAAUUAUGGAACUACUCUGAUAUGCGCCCUCAAGUCGCCAAAUUUCUUGCCUCCACGCUGCCAUAUUACUAUCUAAAUUUUUUGUC
Stegodyphus dumicola is the source of this 1986-nucleotide messenger RNA. RefSeq names its product zinc finger protein 836-like. The record is from RefSeq and is a predicted model, not a curated record. NCBI's taxonomy places the organism in Eukaryota, Metazoa, Arthropoda, Arachnida, Araneae, Eresidae.